AUGUACACUCAAUUAUUAGCUGGUUUCUUGCUGGCGCCUCUCGCAUUAGCACAAAGCAAUACCUUUGCAUUCCCAGGAAAUGGCGAGAUUCCUCCUCUGUCCCCCGGCAUGCCAUUCGAUAUAACAUGGACGCCAUCACCAAACUCCGAGUCCGUCAACCUGAUCCUCCGACAAGAUCAAGGCGACGUAAAUAACCUCGCUAUAAUCUCCAUCAUCGGCGAAGAACUCCCCAACACAGGAUUCUACACUUAUCUCCCCCCACCAACCCUCAUCAGCGGCACCGGCUACGCAUUCCAAAUCACCGAUUCGGACAAUGAGACAGACACAAACUACUCCCCCCAAUUCGCCAUCACCUCGCCCAACACCAGCAUGACAGAAUCAGCAGCCGACACCACCGUAACCAGUCCCCCCAUCUACGUCGACCCCAGCGCCGUCACCAGCGUCGAGACCUCGGGCGUCACAGGCAGCGCCACGAUCUUAGACACUUCAGCGAUUAUCGACCCGAUCCGGACUUCGACGGCUGAAGACACGACCGUGACGAGCCCGCCGAUUUUCGUGGAUCCAAGUGUCGUGACGAGUGCAACGAGUAAUGUGACUAGUAUUAACACCUCUGGGGUUACUGGCAGUAUGACGAUUAUGACUAGUCCGGUUGUCAUUAUCGAUCCGAUCCGUACUGAGAGUUCUGAAGGGGCGAGUGUGACUAGUCCGCCUAUCAUUGGGAAUGCGACGGUGACGACGUCGAGGGUUUCGAGUUCGAGUGCCGUGGCUACUGUUACGGGGAAUGCGGCGACGAGAGUUGAGGGGUUGGGGAUGAUGGGUGCUGUUCUCGGUGCUUUUGGGAUGGUUAUGGUUUUGUGA
Glarea lozoyensis ATCC 20868 is the source of this 858-nucleotide messenger RNA. RefSeq lists its product as uncharacterized. The coding region runs from base 1 to 858 and encodes 285 amino acids. Lineage: Eukaryota; Fungi; Ascomycota; Leotiomycetes; Helotiales; Helotiaceae. The record is from RefSeq and is a predicted model, not a curated record. The transcript is spliced from 2 exons.